This is a messenger RNA of Sinocyclocheilus anshuiensis, 1533 nucleotides long. RefSeq names its product transcriptional regulator Myc-2-like. The coding region runs from base 427 to 1518 and encodes 363 amino acids. The transcript has 3 exons. Gene Ontology annotation, biological process: regulation of DNA-templated transcription. Lineage: Eukaryota; Metazoa; Chordata; Actinopteri; Cypriniformes; Cyprinidae. Gene Ontology annotation, molecular function: protein dimerization activity; DNA-binding transcription factor activity. The record is from RefSeq and is a predicted model, not a curated record.
UUGUACGGUUCAUUGAGUGCAAGAGCGCUCCGCCGGGACACUAGGUCCGGCCUAUAUUCCCUUCAUUCCUCCGCGGCUAUUCAGUAGCUUUUCCGUGAAGGAUUUUAUUGCAUAUAAAGCUACAGACUAUAAUUAGGCAUAAUCACUAUGAGAGUUUUCAUUCAACAUUUGUCGAAUAAGUUUUGGCGCGAGUUACGCGGAGGAAUUACGGCAGUACAUCGGCCUUUAAAAUUAAAUGGUCUUUAUCAGUCACCACAGACCACACCCACUGCCAGCUUCUGUCCGCGUGGGCUCCGACAUGCCGCAAGGAGGAUCUGCGGGUUUUCAACGUUUUUUUAAAUAAUUUUAUAAACAGUUGUUUUAGAUUGACCGACGGUUUCCAUCGAUUUUAUUCGCCAUAGUGUUUGGAAAAAAGGUUCCGCGAAGAUGUUGCAGGCUUGUUCUCCAUCGCACGAUUGGUUCUGCGACUCCGAGCCGCUGCUGUUUGACGAUGAGUUUUGCCUGAGUCUCAUGAAGGACUUGCAGUCCAUCCCCACGCCACCUCAGUCCCCUCCGAUGAAAGCCGGGCUCGCAAAGAGUUUAUCCACGGUGGAUCAGCUGGAGUUAGUAUCUGAACUUUUAAUAGACGACAGCGACUUUCUCCAACUGGACUGGAACUUUACCGGCAGCGCUUCAGCAGCGGAUUCGGAUCCGCUCUCGGAGGACUGCCUGUGGCAAAGCGACAAACCGAUCGAGGAUAAACUCUCUGCGGUGCUCUCCACAAGUCCCUUGCUCUCCGAUAUUGACACUGAGAUUUUUGCCGAAAUCGCCGGCUCUACGCUGGACUGCCACAAUGUGGCGCUCGCCUGUCAGGCUCUGGAGAGCGAGGGCUUACCGCUGGGCAGCCAGGAGCAGAUCGAGUCCACGUCUGAUUAUGGCUCACUGUCCACUGGAGGAGAAUCAUCUACAAGCGAUUCUGAGGAGGAGAUUGAUGUUGUGACUGUCCAGCGGUCGAACACACUGACGCGCUCUCAACACCAGCAGCAGUUGGAGGACAGUCGGCGUGAGCAGCAGCGUGCUCUGAAGCGCUGUCACUUAGAAAUCCAACAACAGCACAACUACGCCGCCCCACGGCCCGCCUCUCCUCCGCCCCUGCCCUCCCCUUGUUCCACGCCCCUUCUCAAACGCUCCCGAGGGUCCGGAGACUCCCACCGAAGCGCUCCGAAUACGGGACGCUCUCGCAGUCUAGCAGCCCGACAGGGGGCGGACACUGAGGACGAGGAAGAGAGACGGAGGACUCACAACGUGAUGGAGAGACAAAGGCGCAACGAGUUAAAGAACUGCUUCCUUAGGCUACGGGACAACGUCCCUGAACUGUCCAAUAACGACAAGGCGUCCAAGGUGGUGAUUUUAAAGCGGGCUAAAGAAAGCAUCAGAAAUCUGGAAACGGAGAACCAGAGACUAAAGCAGAAGAGAGAGAAACUUCGAGAACGACAAGAACAGCUGAAAGCCAGACUGGAGCAGCUCAAGAGGUUGUGAGGGUCUGGGACUAAA